Messenger RNA from Chelmon rostratus (copperband butterflyfish), 3993 nucleotides. It is a transcript of the gene fam184b, whose product is annotated as family with sequence similarity 184 member B. NCBI's taxonomy places the organism in Eukaryota, Metazoa, Chordata, Actinopteri, Chaetodontiformes, Chaetodontidae. The transcript has 18 exons. The record is from RefSeq and is a predicted model, not a curated record.
AUGGCUUCAGGCGCCGGCAAGGCUGCACAGCCCCCCGGGCCGGGCUCCGCCGUGAACGGGACUGCGGCAGAGUUCGCGAACAUCGAGCAGGAGCUGUACGACUACCAGAUGCACAGCAAGAUGUGCAAGAAGAUCGCUCAGCUCACCAAGGUGAUUUAUUCUCUGAACAUGAAGAACGAGGAGCAGGAGGCGGCCCUGCAGGCCUUGAGCCACGCCCACCACGAGGAGCUGCACCGCAUCCUGGUGGAGACGUGUCACGAAGGGGAGGGGUCGGCGCUGAGGACGCGCCUGCUCGAGCUGCAGGAGUCUCUGGAUGAGCAGCACAGAGUUGGAGCCCAGGUGCAGGCAGACUUUGAGUGUUUCCGCAUCCAGGCGGAGGAGAGGGAGCGUGAAACUGAGGCGGAGCUGAGAAAAGAGUUUGAGGAGAGGCUGCAGGCCACAGAGGAAGAGCUCCAGGAGGCUAAGGCCCAGAUCGGCGAUGCCCAGGAGGAGAGCCUGCGGCUGAGCAAGGAGCUGGAGAAGGCCGGAGAGCGGGUCCAGGAGCUGGACGCCAAAUGUGAGGAGCUACAGAGAGCGGCUGACGAGGAGAGAAAGAGCAAAGAGGAGCAGAGGCAGAGAGAAGACGAGGAGAAAAAGAAAGAGGAGGAGGAGAGAGAAACAGAGGAGCGGGAGGACGUGCAAAGAGUAAAAGCACUCUUAGAGGAGGUAAAGGCGCUGAAGGAGGAGAGGGAUCGCACAGAGGAGGGUAAGAGGCGAGCUGUGAAAGACGAGAGGGAGCAAUGGGAGCAGAGGAUGAAUGACCUGAACGAGGAGAAAGAGGAGAUGAGGAAGAGGAUGGAGGCCGAGUGGAGGCAGGAGCAGCAGAGGUGGGAGGAGAGGGAAGAGGAAGAGAAGAAAGGGAUGCACAGCGCUCUGCGAGAAAGAGUGAAGAGGGCCGAAGCAGAGGUGGAAAGUCACCUGGAGAGGCUGGCUGAGAGCAAGAGAAACACGGUGAAAUUGCAAGAGCGAAUACAGGACCUGGAGGAGGAGCUGGAGCUGGAUCGGAGGCGUGUGUCCGAGGCUGAGGGCGUGGCUAAGCGGGCGGAGGAGGAGCUCGCGGUUGCCAAGGAGAGGCUGCUGCUGCAGGAGGACGAGCUGCAGAGCAGAGCAGAGGAGCUGCUGAACCGCGGGGGCUGUGAGGUGUGCGUGUGUGCUGAGGUGGAGGAACUGAGGAGCCAGGUGAGCCGCCUGCAGAGCAGGAACAGAGAGCUGGAGCUACAGAGCAGCGGGCGAAACAGUGACCACGCCCGGCAGAUACGCCAGCAUGCUGAGGCCCUGUCCAGCCUGCGCUCUGAGAUGGUGAGAGCCCAGACAGAGGAGCUGCGUCGCAUCCAAAAACACGCAGAUGACGAACGGGACAAACUGCAGAGGGAUAUAGAAAAAGAGAGAGAAAACCUGCAGAGGGAGAGAGAACAAGAGAAGGAUCAGUUCGAGAAGGACAGAAACAGAAUGCGCAGAGAGAGAGAGGAGGAGAAGGAAGCGCUGCACAAGGAAGCGGAGGAGAUCAGAGAACGUCUGAGGAGAGAAAAGGAGGAGGAGGUCGACCGGCAGCGGAAGGAGCUGGACGUCGAGAGGGUUCGUGUUCGUUCGCAGCUGGACAAGAGCAUUGAGCAGGUCGAGGCGGAGAGGGCCAACGUGCAGCAGAAGCUGGAAGAGGAGAAGAGGAGGCUGGUGGAGAAGGCCGAGGAGGACAGGAAACGGCUGAAGGAGCAGGUGCGGAAGGCGAUAGAGGAGGUGAUGAGGAGGCACGCAGCCGAACUUCACAGCGUCCAAGAAGCUCUGAGCUCCGAGAAGAAGACCAACCAAGAGGUGUGUGCGCGUCUGGAAGAAGAGAGGAGAACGAGCGAGGAGCUCCGUGGCGGGCUGGAGAAGGAAAGAGAGGAGCUGAGGACAAAACUGAGAGACGCUACCAACGAGGUCUGUAGGCUGGAGUCAGCGAUCCAACAGCAAGACAAGAAAGAGAAAGUGGGCCCUGAAGCUGCAUCCUCAUGCGGACCGCAGUGCUCUCGUCUGGAGGAAGAGCUUCACCAGACUCGCAGUCGACUGGCUCGGAUACAGGAGGAGGCAGAGAGGCAGCGGGACAGGCAGCAGAGAGAGGUCAUGUCCCUGAGAGCUGACAAACACCGGCUGGAGGAGAAAGUCCUGGAACAGAGCCGACUGCACACGGAGAGGAGUCUUCUAGAUCAGGGCCAGCGGCACACCGAGGACCGGAUCAGGGCAGAGUGCGAGGAUCGUCUCAGAGCAGAGUUCAGGAUCGAGAUGAACGCUGCCGUGGCUGAGAGCGAACAGAGAUGGCAGAGCAGAGAGCAGGAGCUGCAGACCCAGAUAUCUGAGCUGCAGCGUGAACUGAGCGAGGAGCAGUCAGGGGCAGAGAAAAAGAAGGCGGGCCCGGGAGACGAUAGCCAUGGCAACCCCGAAAUUGACAGGCUGAGGAAAGAGGUCCAAGACACCAAGGAGAUCAACAAGAAACUGAGGGAGCUGCUGCAGGAGCCCCAAACCCAGUCUUCAGCUGUGGAGAGACACAGUCACACCAUGGCUCUGCAGGCGUUAGAGAGACAGGCCAAAGAAGAUGUGCUGUCUGAGAGGAACAGACUACAGACAAUGCACCACCUGGAGCUAGAUAAGCAGCGUGCAGAGUUGACCCAGCAGCACACAGAGUGGAGCAGACAGAUGACCCAAAGACACAUGCAACAGAUAGAAGACCUACAGGCUCAACUACAAGCACACACACAGAUGAUGGCUCUGCAACAGGAUCUGAAGCAGCAGAACCAGUACCAGGUGUUUGAGCGACAGCUGGAUGAGAGUCGCUGUGCCAUGCUGGAGCUGCAGAGAGAAAAUGCAGCGCUGAAGAAGCAGUUGAAGGAAAGGUCAGUGCAGCAGAAUCCUCAAGCUGGAGAGAAAGAGGAGGAAAGCACAGAUCUGCAGAAGAAGAGAGACGCCCAGCUGGAAGAAGAAGCACAACGUCUGAAGGAGGAGGUGGAGAAGCUGAGGGUGGAGAUGGAGAAACUGGAGGAGUCACAGAAACACUGGGAGGACAGGAAAGAGGAGGAUGUAAAAGAGGAGGAGGUGGACGAGGAGAAGAAGAAGGAGCGAGAGGAGGAGAAGAGGAGAGAGGAGGUGGAGGAGAUCAGGAGGGAGCACAAGAAGGAGAUGCAGAGUUUGGUCUCAGAAUACAGCAGCGCCCAGACGCACCUGCAAGCUCGCAUAGUGGCCUUGGAGAACGAGUGACGUGUGUGUUUGUGCAUAUGAUUUAACUGCAGGCUGCGCGAGCGGGAGGAGCGGUGCAGGCGGAGGGAGCCCCGAUGUGAUGACCAGCAGCUGGGGAGACUUCAGGAGAGGCUGAGCGAGAGAGACCAGCUCAUUAAACGAUUAGUGGAAGAGAGGCAUCAGCUGCAGCUCCACCCCCCUGUUGCCGGGGACAACAGCACCCUCAGGCCUCGUGACAGCAAGUCCCGCCCCGGGAGCGCCACGCCAACCAUGAGGAGGAAGCGUGUGGAGUCUCCUCCCCGUGUCACCAGCAUCCCCAGCGCCGGUACAUACGACAGAGGCAUCUUCCUACCCCACUCCUCCUCAUCGUCCUCCUCCUCCUCCUCCGUCCAUCAGCACUCCUCAUCGACCCUGCCCCACCAGUCCACCUCCCACCCUCAGAUCUCCCCCCAUUACUCCACCUCCUCUCUUCCGCACAAGCACACCUCCCUCUCCCUCAGCCAACAGUCCUCCCCCUCCAUCCCUCGCUCCACCAGAUCCAGGACCUCCUGCAUCCCUCCCACCCCAGCGCCCACCGCCCCGCUGCCCGUCUGCCCCUCACCUCAGACGGGCAUCCGCUACGUGUCGCCCUCCUGCCAGGAGCCAUAUGCACACCUGCAGGCCCAAUCAAUCAGGGGCCCGUAUCUGGAGCAGAGGGGGACAGAGGGGCUAAAACAGGAGUGGUUCACCAAAUACUUCUCCUUCUGA